AAAGUGGCUGGCACUCCGUGUAGACGCUCUGAGGACAGCUGUGACCUGCCCGAGUUCUGCUUAGGGACAAGUGCGUUUUGUCCAGAUGAUUUUUACCUGAUGGAUGGACUUCAGUGUCAGAGCGGAGCGGCGUACUGCUACGAGGGACGCUGCCAAACCUACGACUACCAAUGCAGACGAUUAUUCAGCCCAGACCCAGCCACAAAAGCAGCAGAUAUUUGCUUCCAGACGGCAAAUAUUAAAGGAAACGAAUACGGCAACUGUGGCAGGAACAACAAGGACUACAUCAAGUGCCCCACAGCGACUCUGGACUGAGCCUGGAUCAGAGAGAGAACAGAGAGGACGCAGCCCCUCCCACCACCAGCAGGGCGGCGCUGGAGAGUCAACACUCUGAACUAAAUGGACCCAAUAAUAAAAUAUGAAUGAUUAACCUUCAUCAGCCUCUGGAGGAUCACAGUCCAACAUCUUUACUGCACACAGCUGUAAAAACACCAGAUUAGGUUGUUUUAUUCACAUUUAUCAGAGAUCUCAGGAGAGACUUUAUAUCAAACAGAGGAGGAGCAGAGGAGCAGAGGAGCAGAGGAGGCUCACAGUGACUCAGGAGGUGUUGGACUGUUUGUCUGAGCAGCACCUCUGCCCUCUCACUGUCACUCAGACUGGACUGAGCAUGGAUCAGAGAGAGACCAGAGAGGACGGAGCCCCUCCCUCUAUAAAAGCUCACAGACCUGCUCCUGGGGCCAGAGGCGUCUCAUUCAAGAGUGAUCACUCGAAGAGAGAAUUGAUUAAUUUUAAAAGAGAACAUGGUCCAGAGAUCCACCAGAAACAUCCUCCAUCUGAACCUGGUCCCAUCUGUGAGUCCCUCAGGAGUGACAUGUCUAUGGACCGUCCACCUAAGUUUUCCACAGAGCCAGUGGAGCAGCAGGGUCCAGAGGUCUCCAGUGGUCAGCACCAUCAGACACAGCUGGACUCCAUAUUUAAGCACCUCUGCCCUCUCACUGUCACUCAGACUGGACUGAGCAUGGAUCAGAGAGAGACCAGAGAGGACGGAGCCCCUCCCUCUAUAAAAGCUCACAGACCUGCUCCUGGGGCCAGGGCCGUCUCAUUCAAGAGUGUUCGCUCUAUGGUACGAGAGAUAGAGUCAAAAAGAGAACAUGGUCCAGAGAUCCACCAGAAACAUCCUCCAUCUGAACCUGGUCCCAUCUGUGAGUCCCUCAGGAGUGACUGGUCUAUGGGACAGCCAAUUGGUUUUGCCGCUGAGCCAGUGGAGCAGCAGGGUCCAGAGGUCUCCAGUGGUCAGCACCAUCAGACACAGCUGGACUCCAUAUUUAAGCUUCUGGAGGAGGACAUCUUCACUUUUGUCCAGAAGGAGCUGAAGAAGCUCCACAAGGUUCUGAGUGCAGAUUACCCAGAAUGCUUAGAGCCAGAGGAGGAUGAAGAGCAGAGGAGCAGCAGUGAGGCUGUUCUGAAGAUCACACUGAACUUCCUGAGGAGGAUGAAGCAGAAGGAGCUGGCUGAGCGUCUGUGGAGCAGGAGUUAUUCUGGAGUUUGUCAGCGUAAACUGAAGUCUAACCUGCAGCAGAAGUUUGAGUGUGUGUUUGAGGGCAUCACUAAAGCAGGAAACCCCACCCUUCUGAAUCAGAUCUACACAGAGCUCUACAUCACAGAGGGAGGGUCUUCAGAGGUCAACCAGGAACAUGAGGUCAGACACAUGGAAACAGCCUCCAGGAAACCAGACCCAGCAGAGACACCCAUCACAUGUGAAGACAUGUUUAAAGGCCCAGCUCACACACAUGGACCAAUCAGAACAGUGCUGACAAAGGGAGUGGCUGGCAUCGGGAAAACAGUGCUCACUCAGAAGUUCAGUCUGGACUGGGCUGAAGGCAAAGCCAACCAGGACAUACAGCUGCUGUUCCCGUUCACUUUCAGAGCACUCAAUGUGCUGAAGGAGAGAAGCUUCAGCUUGGUGACACUUGUUCAUCACUUCUUUAGUCAAACACAAACAGAACUCUGCAGCUUUGAACACCUCCAGGUGCUCUUCAUCUUUGACGGUCUGGACGAGUGCAGACUUCCUCUGGACUUCACCAAAACCAAGGCCCUGACCGACCCCACAGAGUCCACCUCACUGCACGUGCUGCUGGUAAACCUCAUCAGGGGGAGCCUGCUUCCCUCCGCUCGCCUCUGGAUAACCACACGACCCGCGGCGGCCAAUCAGAUCCCUGCAUGGUGUGUCUCCAUGGUGACAGAGGUCAGAGGGUUCACCGACCCACAGAAGGAGCAGUACUUCAGGAAGAGGUUCAGAGAUGAGGCAGACACAAUCAUCUCCCACAUCAAGACGUCCAGAAGCCUCCACAUCAUGUGCUACAUGCCAAUCUUCUGCUGGAUCGCUGCCACAGUCCUGGAGCAUGUGUUGAAAAGCAGAGAGAGAGGAGAGCUGCCCAAGACCCUGACUCAGAUGUACAUCCACUUCCUGGUGGUUCAGGCCAAAGUGAAGAACAUCAAGUAUGAAGAAGGAUCUGAGACAGACCCACACUGGAGUCCAGAGACCAGGAAGAUGGUGGAGUCUCUGGGAAAACUGGCCUUUGAGCAGCUCCAGAAAGGAAACCUGAUCUUCUAUGAGUGUGACCUGAGCGAGUGUGGACUGGACGCUGCAGCGGCCUCAGUGUACUCUGGAGUGUUCACACAGGUCUUUAGAGAGGAGCCAGGCCUGUACCAGGACAAGGUCUACUGCUUCAUCCAUCUGAGUGUGCAGGAGUUUCUGGCUGCUCUUCAUGUCUAUCAGAGCUUCUUCAGCUCUGGGGAGAACCUGCUGGAGCCGCCACACUCCUCUGAGAGUCCAAAAUCUAACUGUCAUGAGACUGAGCACCAUUCAGAUUCAAAGAACGAUUCCCCUGUCCCCUCAGAGAGUCCAGACCCUGAGUCAUCCUUCUAUCGCUCUGCUGUGGACCAGGCCUUACAGAGUCCAAAUGGACACCUGGACCUGCUCCUCCGCUUCCUCCUGGGUCUUUCACUGUCGACCAAUCAGAGCCUUCUACAAGGUCUGCUAACACAGACAAGAAGUAGCUCCCAGUCCAAUAUAAAAACAGCUGAGUACAUCAAGAAGAAGCUGAGUGAGGAUGUGUCUGCAGAGAGGAGCAUCAACCUGCUCCACUGUCUGAAUGAACUGAAUGAUCGUUCUCUGGUGGAGCAGAUCCAAUGGUACCUGAGUUCAGGACGUCUGUCUAAAGCUAAACUGUCUCCUGCUCAGUGGUCAGCUCUGGCCUUCAUCUUACUGUCAUCAGAAGAAGAUCUGGAGCAGUUUGAGCUGAAGAAAUACUGUGCUUCAGAGGAGGCUCUCCUGAGGCUGCUGCCAGUGGUCAAGGCCUCCAACAAAGCUCUACUGAGCGGCUGUAACCUGUCAGAGAGAAGCUGUGAAGCUCUGGCCUUAGUCCUCAGCUCCUCCAGUCUCACACACCUGGAUCUCAGUCACAACGACCUCCAGGACUCAGGAGUGGAGCUGUUGUGUUCUGGACUGAAGAGCGCCCCCUGCAGACUGGAGACGCUCAGGCUGUCUGGAUGUCUGGUCUCACAGAGGGGCGGGGCUGCUCUGGCCUCAGCUCUGAGCUCCGCCCCCUCCCACCUGAGAGAGUUAGACCUGAGCUACAACCAUCCAGGACCCUCAGCCGAGCUCCUGACCGCUCUACAGGACCAGCGCCCCCUGCUGUCUGUCAGACUGGACCAUGCUGGAGCUCAGUGGUUAACACCAGGACUCAGAAAGUAUUUCUGUGAUCUCACUCUGGAUCCAAACACAGCUCAGAUAAACCUCAAACUGUCUGACACCAACAAGAAGGUGACACAUGUGACAGAGGAGCAGCCGUAUCCAGAUCAUCAGGACAGAUUUGAGAUCAGGCCUCAGAUUCUGUGUUCCACUGGUCUGACUGGUCACUGUUACUGGGAGGUCCAGUGGAGUGGAUGUGUUUAUAUAUCAGUGUCUUACAGAGAAAUCAGAAGGAAAGGACACAGAGAGGACAGUUUGUUUGGAUACAAUGAUCAGUCCUGGAGUCUGUUCUGUUCUGACGGUGGUUUCUUUGUUCAUCAUAAUCACAAACGCACCCCCCUCCCUCAGUCCCGCUCCUCUUCUGGGACAGUCUCAGUGUUUGUGGACUGUCCUGCUGGCUCUCUGUCCUUCUACACAGUCUCCUCUGACCAACUGACCCACCUCCACACCUUCAACACCACAUUCACUCAGCCUCUGAUCCCUGGGUUUGGGUUUAGUCUCUGGACUGAAGGCUCCUCAGUGUCUCUGUGUCCGACAGACUCACCCUCCUCUGUGUAAAAUACAACAGUCAAAUCUGUAGAAAAAUCACUUUGUAAAUGUUGAUUUUAUUUUGACUUCAUUUGACCAGAGAUUUAUUUUAUAAUGUUUUAUUUCCUCUGAAAGACAAACUGCACAGACACGUCAUGUAGUAGUAUUAGUAGUAGUAGUAGUAGUAGUAGUAGUAGUAGUAGUAGUAGUAUUAGUAUUCGUAGUCGUAGCAGUUUUGCUCUUGUUUUUCCUCAUCACAAACAUCUAAUGCUCUUGUUUUUAGCCUGAUUUACUCUGCCUCACACUGUGACACUUCCACAUGACCCUUAAAUGUUCUUCUCUUUAUUUAAAUUCAAAUACACUGUCAGUCAAAUAUCUCUAAGUGUUUUAUCGACUUACACCUGUUGAUUUUAUUAUUAUUUUUUAUAGUCUAAAUUUAUAUCUCAUUAACAUAUUUCAUAUUUUUUCAUCACAAUUUAAAUAUUUGUGUUUGAUUUACUCUGUGUGAGUCUCAAGCUGUAAAUAUAUUGUAUUAUUACUAUAGAAUAAUGAGUAAAACACAUUAUAAACUGUAUCUAAGCCUGUUUUUGGUGU
Molecule: messenger RNA, 4876 nt
Organism: Periophthalmus magnuspinnatus
Lineage: Eukaryota; Metazoa; Chordata; Actinopteri; Gobiiformes; Gobiidae
Product: NLR family CARD domain-containing protein 3-like
Exons: 17
Coding region: 668-4312 (1214 amino acids)
Molecular function (GO): protein binding
Source: RefSeq, a predicted model, not a curated record